This is a messenger RNA of Trametes versicolor FP-101664 SS1, 1350 nucleotides long. RefSeq lists its product as uncharacterized. Bases 1 to 1101 code for a protein of 366 amino acids. The transcript is spliced from 5 exons. The record is from RefSeq and is a predicted model, not a curated record. NCBI's taxonomy places the organism in Eukaryota, Fungi, Basidiomycota, Agaricomycetes, Polyporales, Polyporaceae.
AUGGCAACUGCUGGCGGCCUCUACGUGCACUCGGACUCCGGGGCUCCGGCCGGCUGCGAUGACUAUACGACCCUCAUCAUAGUACACGGAUAUGUCUGGCACGCAGGCACCUUCGCUAAGCUGCAGCCGCUUGCAGCUACGCACGGAGUCCGUAUCAUCGCGCUCAACCGCCGAGAAUAUCCAGGAUCGGUCCCAUACACCGCCGAGGAGCGCGCUCUCCUACCGCCCGUGCCCGACGAGCCGCUCACCGACGUGGCGCAGAUCCGCUCCAACCAGCAGAUGCUGCAGAUGUUUAUGCGCGAUCGCGGGUACGAGUUGUACCAGUCCAUCGAGGGCCUCGUCGUCGAACACAACCUCCCCGCUGCGUCCCAGACUGGCGGCAUAGUACUCGUGGGGUGGUCCCUCGGCGCAACGUGGAUGAUGUCGCUUCUCAAGCACAUCGCAGAGUUCCCUAUUGGCGCUGUCAACCUGCGCGACUAUGUUCGGCGGGUCAUCUUAUCCGACCCUCCUUCCUGUCUUCUCGGGUACCCUUAUCCGGCCCAGGAUCCUUGGAACCCAUUCUUCGAUACUUCGCUCACGUACGAGGAACGCGGUCAGGUCUUCACUAACUGGAUCACUUCCUACUUCGCGCACGGACCCACGCUGGACACAUAUGAGCGGCGCCACGCGCUGCAGACGCCCCCCUCCACCAUCGCAGCCCAGACUAAGGAGGACUUCGAGGCGACCGUGCACGUCCCGCCCGGUGUCCCGGGCGGCUCGGACUGGACGCUUCUCCACGGCUGCGCUGCAUACGGUGUCUACGGCACGCUCCGCGAAGGCGCGCUCUUCCUCUCGCAGCCGGAUGAUAGCGGGGAAAAGACAAUUGGCGACGAAUGGCGCGAUGUCGAAUUGCGCUAUGUGUGGGGCGAUCAAUCGGUCUGGGAGGUCCCGUAUGCGGCCCAGCUGUUGCGCCAGGAGGUGGCGGACGGGGCGAGGGAGGGGAAGCCGAUCAGGAAAUUCACCUCGUUGUGCGUCAAGGGGACGAACCAUUUCGCACAGUGGGACGCUCCCGAGCGCACGCUCCAGGCGUUCCUAGCCGAGCCACAGGGAUGUGAUGCUUGAAGUUUUGACAACGUUCCCAACUUAUGUAUGUCCCUUGGUAAAGUGUAGAUAUCGUUAGUAUCAGUCUGCUGCGCCGUCAGACGAUAUCAACCGGCCUCAGCCAGAACGGGCUUCUUGGUCUUCGAACAUGUGCGUCACUGCGUUGCUUUUACCGCUCAAAUCUGGGGGUUCGACGAGGGUACGAACAAAGGACGAACGCCCUAUGUCGUAACUGUCAUGCGCCGCCACCGUGACGGAAUAAAGUCCUUG